AUGUAUGUGAAAUGGUUUGAUACAGUAAUGUUAUACUAUGUGAUUUUAGUGAAUUUAGUGAAUGUCACUUUUUGUCAUUUUCAAAUUUCCCACCAGUUCCGUCCCCCGUACGUCCUGACAUCGCAGGGGACGGAACCCAGAUGACAGAUGCCGGCAUCCGCCGGAGGACAUUACAGGGGACACUGCAGGAGGGACAUCGUGGGAGCGCAGGACAAGGUAAGUAAUUGAGGGAUUGUGGAGCAACGCUGCAGGGUAAUCCCGAGUGUAGCUCGGGGUUACCGCUUGUGCUACACUCGGGAAUACCGCCAGGGGGCU
Molecule: messenger RNA, 315 nt
Organism: Staurois parvus
Lineage: Eukaryota; Metazoa; Chordata; Amphibia; Anura; Ranidae
Source: the annotation of a GenBank genome assembly